Messenger RNA from Histoplasma mississippiense, 513 nucleotides. RefSeq lists its product with no specific name. The record is from RefSeq and is a predicted model, not a curated record. The coding region runs from base 1 to 513 and encodes 170 amino acids. The transcript has 3 exons. Lineage: Eukaryota; Fungi; Ascomycota; Eurotiomycetes; Onygenales; Ajellomycetaceae.
AUGGUCUUUUCCAAGGAAGUUAGUCGACUUACAUCCCAACAAGGGGCGGGUGUAGACGAGUUCUUCGAAUUGGGGAAGCACCGUCAAAAACAGACGCAACGGCAAAACUGUGAAAAAAUGAAGGGCAGUGAACAAGGAAAAGAGAGAAAUCCCCAAACAGAGGAGGAAGUGAACAGGAAAUAUAUGUUUGCCGGAAAAGUGGAAGUAGUUGAAGGGAAGAUGCCAGAGUGUAAAGAAAAAAUUGUCUGGGGCCAACCCAUCCCACUUACAACUCAACUAGACAAAUAUACACAUACAUAUUGCUUCAAAGCUCUGUCAACAGAGCUCAAUCACCACCCAGCGCCGUGGGUGAGGACUGAAUUCAAACUUGUCAUCGAAUUCAAACUUGCCAUCAAAUUCAAACUUGCCAUCGAAUCCGAACCUGCCAUCGAAUCCGAACCUGCCAUCGAAUCCGAACCUGCCAUUGAAUCCGAACCUGCCAUCGAAUCCGAACCUGCCUCCUAUUCGAAGUAG